This is a messenger RNA of Penaeus vannamei (Pacific white shrimp), 504 nucleotides long. The record is from RefSeq and is a predicted model, not a curated record. Lineage: Eukaryota; Metazoa; Arthropoda; Malacostraca; Decapoda; Penaeidae.
AUGGGAGCAACAGGCAGAGAGGCCAGUGACGGGAAACUUGCUGUCAUGAAUUCGGCUGAAGGCUGGCUUGACAGGAGUGUCCUGCCACGAAAUGGAGAAUGUUUCCUCACAAUUGAUGAAGGACGCAGAAGACUAGUAGGAGAAUCUUCUAACAGUGCAGGGUUAUAUUCAGCAUGUUCUCCAACAGUAUAUGGAGCAACCUCCCUGAGAUACGCCGGCAGCCCCUUCAGCCUCAAUGACGAGACAUGGACAGUGUCCUCGGGCGAAUCUUUCACUGGCCAUGAAGUGAUGGGAAAUGAAGAUGCUGCCUCACUGGGACCGCUUGGUGAUGAUGUCUCUUCCAUAAUCAUUCUCGGCCAAAGCGCUUGGACAUUCUAUGACGGCAGAGACUUCCACGGGACCAACAGUGUCUGUCUGUAUCCGAAUUUCAAGUUUAAUGAUGACUCCGAAGAUCGCUCCCUGCAUGUGGGCCUCUACCCGACGGUAAGACUUAAGGAAUGACCA